AACUCGAGAAGCACGAAGUGAACAAGUGCCGCGCGCUCAGUCUCGAAGAAACCUCAAAGUUUUUCUUUUUGGCAGGCCAAGAGAGUGAAUUUUUGUGCAGUUCGAAGCCCAGAGAGAGAGAGAGUGAGGCGUGAGGCGUCAACAUGCUAUCAUUCGCCCUCCUGUCAACCGUCCUGCUGGUCAUUCUGCAUCUCAGCCAGCCGCUGCCCAAUGGAGCGCCUGAGAGUGUCUGCUUCACCCUGAUGCCCUUCCACGGGGGCGGAAUUCCACCCCAGAACGAUGUGUCUCCCUUUGACAUCCAGACGACAGCAUCGACGGUGGGCCAGGGACAGACGCUUCUGGUGGAGAUCGAGGGUCUCACGUCGGAGCUGAAGUUCGGCGGCUUCAUGUUGCAGGCGAGAAGCGUCACGCCGCCCUAUGCCGUUGUGGGAAGAUUCAACCCCACCAGCGAUGGUCUGGUGAAGCUCAUCAAUUGCAAUGGUCAGGACAAUACAAUCACGCACGUGUCACCCAGUGGGAAGUCCCGAAUUUCAGUCGAAUGGGAAGCUCCCCAGGAUUAUCUUGGACCGGUAGUGUUCAAUGCGACUGUUGCUCAGGAUUACGCUCACUUCUGGGUGGGCAUUGAAUCUGAGCCUGUGCAAGUGGUUCCUCGCGGAGCAGCGCCUCCGACUGGAGGAAUCUCCACCACCCGCCGUCCAUUCUCAUCCACCCGGCCAGUGUACGAGCCCGCGCCUGUGCAGUCCAAGAUCCUCAGCACUGACACGAUCUACGACGGCUGUGGGACGACCAAGAGUUGCUUCGGCUUCCCGGACAAUUGCCUCAGUGCCAGACAAUGUCAGGUCAUCACGACAGUCACGGCGAGAGGAGAGAGAUUCUACUUUGAGCUCAAAUCCGGACACAUGAAUCCCGCCUACGUCGCAGUUGGUUUGUCCACGGACAAUCGCAUGAUGGACGAUUCGAUUAUCGAGUGCAUCCCUCAGGGAGGAGUGGUGAAUGUUUAUGCCUCCUGGACCACGGCGAGGCCCUACAGUGCCAUCAGACAGCCCGGAAAUCACCUGCGCCUCCUGAACUCCUCCUUCAGCGACGGCGUGAUUUACUGCAACGUCGAGCGCGAUGCCAAGAGCACGGUGAUGGGAAAGCAGUUCGAUCUGCUCAACAACGAGUACUACCUCCUGCUCUGCUCGGGAUCUAACAUCCGUGACAACUCAAUCGCCUUCCACGACAUCAUGUUCAGACCGACCAGCAGAUCGGCGCGUCUCACGGAUCCCACGAACUUUGAGGCGGCGUCUGUGCUUCUCUAUCGUCUUCACGGAGCUUUCAUGUUGGUCGCAUGGAUUGGCACAGCCUCUGCCGGCAUUCUGAUCGCCAGAUAUUUCAAGCAGACCUGGGUGGGCAGCCAAAUGUGUGGCAAGGAUCAAUGGUUUGCGUGGCAUCGCGUUCUGAUGGUGAGCACGUGGACACUGACAAUGGCGGGCUUCAUUAUCAUCUUCGUGCAAGUGCAGGGCUGGUCGCAGGCUCAGAAUCCGCACGCCAUCCUCGGUCUCGUCACCACCAUCAUAUGCUUCCUCCAGCCGAUCGGGGCAUUCUUCCGGCCGCAUCCGGGCAGCUCCAAUCGACCCUACUUCAACUGGGGCCACUGGUUCGGCGGCAACGCUGCCCACAUUCUGGCCAUCGUUGCCAUCUUCUUUGCCGUAAAACUACCACGAGCGGAACUUCCUGAGUGGAUGGAUUGGAUUUUGGUGGCAUUUGUUGCAUUCCACGUGUUCAUGCAUUUCGUAUUCUCGAUCUUUUUGUGGGCACAGAUUGCCGGCUGUGCCAGUGACAGGAGCAGCGGCCAGAGGAUUACUGCCUUCCCCAUGACCGACAUGACGCCAUCCAGAAGCUCAAUGGGAUCGGAGAGAAAGCAAGAUGCUCCGUACUCACGGCUCAGGAAGAUCUUGCUGGGAUUCUACCUCACGAUCAUCACACUCUUCACCAUCGCUCUGGUGGUUAUCUCCGUGCUGGCGCCCAUUGAGACGGCCGUGAGUGAGAUCACAACCAAAAUCAGCAACUAGAGUGUGUCGCCCUGUGUGAAUUUCGCCCCCUUCCAGCAGUAUUCCAUCUUGAAGAUCAUCACAAAGCGCGCGAUGCAUUUAACCUAAGAGAGUGUGUGACACUCAUUGAGGCCAUAACGCACAAUUUUCUUUCAAAUGCAUCCUCGAAAUCUAUGUCCUUUCGCAACGAUUUUACUUUUGAGAUCACAAAUUUCCACUAAAUGAUCACAAAUUGUGUGUUUUUCCAUUCUUUUUGUAUAUCUUAUUUUUUCAUGUCAAAAUGUCUAUUAGUAUUAUUCUUGAUAAAUUUAGGUGAAGAUUAAAAAAAAUGAGAGGUUUUAAUUUUAAUGAGACUACAAAAAGAAAAACAUGCAGGAAUUGCAAUUCACGAUUGCCUUGCGCCAGAUAAUACGAGUCUGUACAUAAUUCAUACUUUUAGUAACUUGUUAAGUUGUUUUUUUUUUGUAAUGUAAAAAGAUUGUGUAAUUUUUAUUAAUUUUAUAUACAAUAAACCAUAUAACAUAUA
Messenger RNA from Phlebotomus argentipes, 2559 nucleotides. Its product is annotated as putative ferric-chelate reductase 1 homolog. The record is from RefSeq and is a predicted model, not a curated record. Lineage: Eukaryota; Metazoa; Arthropoda; Insecta; Diptera; Psychodidae. Gene Ontology annotation, molecular function: oxidoreductase activity, acting on metal ions. The coding region runs from base 144 to 2054 and encodes 636 amino acids. The transcript is spliced from 8 exons.